Molecule: messenger RNA, 1488 nt
Organism: Cordyceps militaris CM01
Lineage: Eukaryota; Fungi; Ascomycota; Sordariomycetes; Hypocreales; Cordycipitaceae
Product: multisynthetase complex auxiliary component p43
Exons: 1
Coding region: 1-1488 (495 amino acids)
Cellular component (GO): methionyl glutamyl tRNA synthetase complex
Molecular function (GO): tRNA binding
Source: RefSeq, a predicted model, not a curated record
AUGAGCUCCUGCACACCGCCCAGGCACCGUCCGGCAGAAAAACAGCAUCCCACCACCAGACUCCCCCACCUCGGGCUUCGAGUCAUCAAAAUCGUGACCAGCUUCAUUUUCCUACCAUUUCGAUUCCCCUCUCUCCGGAAUCGUCCCGUCCUCCUCCCCGUCACGACAUUCCCCCGCAUCGCGACCGCCAAGCUGUUUGCCCUCCGCUCCCUCGCCACUCCCCUCCGGAGCCGCCCCAGCACCGCCACCACCCACAUCCGCCGCCGCCAUCUGCAGUCCGCCAUGGCCGCCCUCAGCGCGCAGACCUUUUCCCCCGCCGAGGAGUCGGAGAUCCAGAAAUGGGUCGCCGCCUCGGAGAGCAUCCGGUCCGGGGCCGACGGCAACAACGCCGGGCACCUCGACGCCCUCGAGACGCACCUCGCCACGCGCACCACGGUCCUCGGCAGCAAGCCGUCCCGCGCCGACGUCUCCCUCUACCAGACGCUCGCGCCCGUCGUCGCCGCCUGGUCCCCCGACGAGCGCUCCGGCGUCCACGGCCGCCCCAACAUUGUCCGCCACCUCGACUUUGUGCAGAACGCGGCGUCCGUGUUUGAGCUCGCGGUCAAGGACAAGGUCCCCAUCGACCAGGACGACGUCCGCUACGUCAAGCCCGUCGUCGACGCCAAGGCCGAGAAGGAGCGCCUCAAGAAGGAAAAGGCCGCCGCUGCUGCUGCCGCUGCCGGUGGUAGUGGUGCCGCCGCCGUUGCCGCCACCGCCACCGACCUCGUCGACCGCACAAAGGAAAAGGUCAAGGAGCUCGCCGCCGACGCCCAGGAGGCCGUAGCCCCCAAGCAGCAGAAGAAGGAGAAGAAGGAAAAGGCGCCCAAGCAGGCUAAGCCGGCGCCCGCCGCCGCCGCCCCGCCGAGCCCGUGCCUGAUUGACCUGCGCGUUGGCCACAUCCUCAAGGCGGUCAACCACCCCGACGCCGACUCGCUCUACGUCUCGACCAUUGCCAUGGGGGACGCGCCCAACGACGACACGGCCGAGUACGAGGGCCAGGUGUGCCGCACCGUCUGCUCCGGCCUCAACGGGCUCAUCCCGCUCGCCGAGAUGCAGGGCCGCAAGGUCGUCGUCGUCUGCAACCUCAAGCCCGUCAAGAUGCGCGGCGUCAAGUCGUGCGCCAUGGUCCUCGCCGCCUCGCCCCGCAUCAAGGAGGGCGAGGUUGACGACCACAAGGGCCCCGUCGAACUCGUCGCCCCGCCCGCCGACAGCAAGGCCGGCGACCGCGUCUUCUUCGAGGGCUGGAAGGGCGAGCCCGAGGGCGUCCUCAACCCCAAGAAGAAGAUUUGGGAACUCUUCCAGCCGGGCUUCACCACGACGGACACGCUCGACGUCGUCUUUGACGCCGCGGCUGUCGAGUCCCUCGGCAAGACGGACCUGGGCAGGCUUGUCACCGAGAGUGGCGGCGUCUGCACCGUCCAGACCCUCAAGGGCGCUACCGUUAGGUAA